Messenger RNA from Sander lucioperca (pikeperch), 5369 nucleotides. It is a transcript of the gene klhl5, whose product is annotated as kelch-like family member 5. Gene Ontology annotation, molecular function: protein binding. NCBI's taxonomy places the organism in Eukaryota, Metazoa, Chordata, Actinopteri, Perciformes, Percidae. The record is from RefSeq and is a predicted model, not a curated record. The transcript is spliced from 13 exons. Bases 570 to 2918 code for a protein of 782 amino acids.
GAAACGCACAGAGUUUUGCGAGGCGAGGGACAUCCGGCGGAACAUCUGGCGCUGCCGGAUUAUCCAUUAAAUUAACUGUCGUCGAUCCAGACUAGACACACCCAAAGAGAAAUAUCUCCCCCCAGACUAGCCUAUGCUGCCAAAAAGAUUGACUGGGUUUCAUCUAGGCUAUUAUUGCUUAAUUGUCUGGCCUACUGAAUAAUGAUGAUGAUGAUGAUGAUAAUAACAAUAAUGAUCAUUCCUCUCUGCUACAAAAUCCCUGUGGCCUGCACUGGCAGAAAUGUGACAUUAACGAGUCCUUGUAGCAAAUGUUUGUGGUUUGAUUUGUGCAUAAAAAAGCUUUGGCACUCACGUUAAAACUCUGUAGACCUCCCUCUUUCACUCUCUCUCCCUCUCUCUCCCUCUCUGUCUGUUCAUAUACUCUGCUACAUUCCGCUCACUACAUCUAGUCGUCGUUAACGUGCGUGCGGUUGCCAGGAGAGACGCGCGUACAGUUGGCUACAGUGUACAGCUGUAACGGCAGAGCGGUAAGGGCUCUCCCCCGCCAUUUCCUCUUGUCAAGCCGUGGAAUGUCGAGUAGCGGCUCGGGCUCUUCCUCGCGGAAGGAGUUCGAUGUGAAGCAGAUCCUCAGGAUCCGAUGGAGGUGGUUCGGUCACCCCGCUGUCCCUCCGCCUCAAUCCCCGCCGCUUGGAGACUACUUCGCUGGGAGGAGAGCGGGCGGCAUCUCAACAGACGGACCUUCAGUAAGCGGCUGUAGCACCUCGAAUUCAGCCGGUGCAAACCCCAGCGCCGGGGGUCACAGCGGGCUGGUCGCGAGCGGCAGCGCUGGUUCUAACCUGUGUAACAGCAGCAACAGAAAGUUUGCUGAUCCGGCGGGGAGUCGGGGCGGUGGAGCGGCAGUUGGAGCAACGGGGAGCUCCUGUCCUCGCUCCUUUAGCCAGCCAGAGUGCAGAAGCCCCGCCGCGGCGUUGUCGUGGGUCUCCCCGCCGCUUCAUCGUCGCUCCCAUCCGGCGACGAGCAUGGAUCCCCCUGGCGAUGCCCCGGUGCCCCAGCUGGAACCCGAGCCACUCGCUCAUGUCGGGGUUGAGGAGGAGGCGGUGGCACCGGCAGCGUCGGGCACCGAGGACAACAACAACCACCCAGAAACCGACUCCAGCUCCUGCAGGACAUCUAACAGCAGUGCCACACUGUCCUCAUGUGUGUCGAUGGAGCCAUGUGCAUGUCCAGAGGAGUGUAUGUUCACAGCUCUGUCCCACGCCGACGUCACCUUCCGUAAGAUGGAGGGCUACCUGAGGUCCCGACAGCUGUGUGAUGUCAUACUGGUGGCUGGAGACAGGCGGAUACCUGCACACAGACUUGUCCUUUCAUCCGUGUCGGACUACUUUGCGGCCAUGUUCACCAGUGAUGUGAGGGAGGCCAAGCAGGACGAGGUGAAGAUGGAAGGAGUGGACCCUGAUGCAUUGUCGGUACUUGUGCAGUAUGCAUACACAGGCCGUCUCGAGUUGAGGGAGGACACCAUUGAGUCUGUGCUGUCAGCCUCCUGCCUGCUGCAGUUGUCAUCGGUGGUUCAGGCCUGCUGUUCGUUCCUCAUGAAGCAGCUGCACCCUUCCAACUGUCUGGGAAUCCGCUCCUACGCCGAUGCUCAGGGCUGCAAUGAUCUGCAGAGGGCCGCUCACGCCUAUACCAUGGAACACUUUUUAGAGGUGGUGGGAGGCCAGGAGUUCCUGUUGCUUCCUGUGGAGGAGAUGGAGAAGCUGAUCACGUCUGAUGACGUCAACGUGCCAGAUGAGGAAACCGUGGUAACCUCUUUGCUAACGUGGGUCCUUCAUGACACAGACACGCGACAACAUCACCUACCCUUGCUGCUGGCUCACAUACGACUGCCACUGCUGCAGACACAGUUCUUGGCAGACUUGGAGUCCAACCCUCUGCUCCGGGACAGUAUGGAGUGCCAGCGGCUGCUGAUGGAAGGGAUGAAGUAUCAACUCUUGCCUCAGCGCCAGCCCCAGCUUCAGAGUCCCCGCACCCGGCCCCGCAAGGCAACUGUUGGGGCCAUGUUCGCCGUAGGGGGCAUGGACGCUACGAAAGGUGCUACCAGUAUCGAGCAGUACUGUCUGCGUCGGGACACGUGGAGGCAGGUAGCCACCAUGAGUGGACGGAGACUACAGUUUGGUGUAGCUGUCCUUGAUGGCCGUCUCUAUGUGGUGGGCGGCCGAGAUGGACUCAAGACCCUAAACACUGUGGAGUGUUACAACCCGCACAGCAAGUCCUGGAGCGUCAUGCCUCCCAUGUCCACCCACAGGCAUGGCUUAGGCGUAGCUGUCCUAGAGGGGCCCAUGUAUGCAGUAGGAGGACAUGAUGGCUGGAGCUACCUCAGCACAGUGGAAAGGUGGGACCCCCAAGCUCGCCAGUGGAGCUUUGUUGCAAGUAUGGCUACACCAAGAAGCACAGUGGGAGUAGCUGUACUCAAUGGCAAGCUAUAUGCAGUAGGAGGACGUGACGGCUCAUCCUGCCUGCGUUCAGUGGAGUGUUUCGACCCCCACACCAACAGGUGGAAUGGUUGUGCUCCUAUGGCUAAAAGGCGUGGAGGUGUGGGUGUGGCUACAUGGCAUGGCUUCCUGUACGCCAUCGGAGGUCAUGAUGCUCCGGCCUCAUCCCUUGCAUCUCGGCUAAGUGACUGUGUGGAGAGGUAUGACCCUCAGACAGAUGUGUGGACGGCAGUUGCCCCCAUGAGCAUCAGCCGAGAUGCCGUUGGUGUUUGUCUCCUUGGUGACCGCCUCUACGCUGUGGGCGGUUAUAACGGGCAGGUGUAUCUCAAUGCUGUAGAAGCCUACGACCCUCAGACAAACGAGUGGACACAGGUAGCACCUCUGUGUCUGGGCAGGGCAGGAGCAUGUGUGGUGGCCGUCAGACUGUGAAAACUCAAACACCAACAUCAGAAAUGGUGGACUGUGCAAGAUGUAGCUCAGAUGCUCUGUGUUACCGUUGACAUGGUCACUGAAGUUACUCCAAGAAACCCAUCUGCCUGCCAGCAUGUGACCAACAACGGGAAGUGAGAGACUGAUUACUAAACACACUUGGGGUUUUACACUUUGGCAAAGUCAGAUUUAACUCUCCUGAAUGCCAUUAUUCAUCUUAAUGUUUAUGGUUAGGUUAGGGUUAAAUCAUGUGUCAGGUUUCUGAUAAAGUUUUCAUAUAUGAACAUCCUGAUAACUUUUCCCACAGUAGUGAAACGACACUGAUAUAAUGAAGAGGAAUCUGCAGUGUUUAUCUAUGCAUGAUAGAACACCUUUAUCUCAUCUUUUUUUUCUUGCCUAUUUUUUUGUUCCUGUAGACAAGGUGGGACAGACACACACACACACCUGGUUGCUUUCAGCUUCUAUUUCUGCUUUCAGACACAGAGAGAGAGAUUGUUAAGACUGUUGAGGUGCCUCAUCAUGUUAAGCUCUCGGUGCUCCAAACAAUAUCUGAAAGUGUGUAUUCAUGCUAUUUUAAUAUAUGCCCUAUUAUUUUAUGCUGCAGUUGGCGAGUUGCUCUCCUCUUUCUUUCCCUUUCUCGCCCGCUGACAGAUGAAAGAAAGAAUUUUGACAGUACAACCUUCUGAACAGCCAUACUGUAAGAAACUGUGCCGCCCUUUAUUCUUUUCAGUCAACAACACAUCAUCAUGCUUUUAUCUAAUGUUUCUGUGUAUGUCUUCCAUAUUGCAUCAGCUCACAUCUGAAGCAUACAGUAUACUGUUAUGUGUAAUUUAUUGUAGCUUUUUUCAAGCUAUAGUGACAAAUUAUCCGACUGUUUUAUUCCGCCUUUUUUUUGUUUUUUACCUUUUUCAUUUUGCAAUUCUUCAAAUAAUUGUAGUUAUUAAGUGCUGCUAUUAGGUUUAUAACUAGAGUAAUAAUAAUAACAGUAACUGUGGCUCUUUGUUGAUCCCUGUAGGGACAUUUUGUUUCCCAAUUUCCCACAGAGCACAUGGUCAGCUAUUUACAGGCUUUGUUUUAUACAGGGUCAGUUGAGCUUUUCUGUCCUACCUCCCUUUUCUCCACUGUAGAUGUUUCCUCUGUGUGUGUGUGUGUGUGUGUGUGUGUGUGUGUGUGUGUGUUGAGAGAUUGCAAGUAGUGUAUUGUUAUCUCAAAUGAAAAUCUUCCCCCUUCCCCUCUCCACAUCUUCAAUUCCCUGCUGCUUUCUCUUCACCCCCAUUUUCCCAUUUCAUCACUACACACACACGCACCACUAUGUUUUAGAGCAGAAUUGGAUACUCAGACAAAAUGAACAACAGACCAUAUAAUGAGACCAUGAAUUUAAUAACGUUGAUUCAGCCAGUGCCGACGUUUCGUUUGAUGUUGAGUUCAAAGCGUUAUUAGAUUUGAUGCCGCUGCAGACAAAGUAUGAGACAUUAGUGGACAAUGAAUCCUGUGAUACAACCUCAUGUGUUCAUAUUUGUAUACUUGUUUCAGUAAACUUGCAUGUCAAGAAACCUCAAGAAUACAAAAAAGCUGACUGCAGGUUCAAUACUGACAUGCCAAGAUAAUUUUAUGCUGCCUACCUAAUUGUGUAUUUCUCAAUUGUGUGUGUGUGUGUGUGUGUGUGUACACAGAAAGCAAACUCCCGAUAGUGAGAGGCAAAGCAGGCAUCCUGUCUGAACUGACAGAACUAGAGCUAAUGUAGCCCCCAGGAUACAUACACACACACACACACACACACACACACACACACACACACACACACACUUGUUGUACAAGACACUUAACCACACAGCUGAAAGCCAAGUGCCCCAGGAGCCAGUAAAGAUUGAAAAGCCUCCCAGAUUUGCCGGCAUGACAUCUAAAAAGCAGAGACAGUGCAGGCUAGCGAUUCCCCACAGCUGAGCCAAUGUUUAUUCAAGCUUAAUGCACUGCUGCACUAUUCUAUUUUCUUCCCCUACAAACCUGCCCACUGUUUAUUCAGAGAGCAGUUCUCUUUAGAUAAGAGCAGACGUAGUGUGUCACCUCCACUGUGUAGAGGUAGUCAGAGAGUUUAAUUUCAGUCAGAGGUUAAAAAUAAAGACAGACAUUCCAAGUCAAACUAUAUAUUUUGUGUAUAUUAUGUACAUAAAUAUCUAUAAAAUCUUUAUGUAGUCUUAUUGCAUUUUGCUGUAUAUUAUACAGUGCCCUCUAAAUCUACCAUGUGUUAUUGUGCAUUUCUUUUUGUACCAUGAAUUAAAAAUAAAGAAGAGGUGUAAUAAAAUGAUGGUUGGUGAGAAAUGGUACAGCUGCUCAUCUCCUCUUUUUGUACCAGAAUAUUACACCUCCUCUUUUACAAUAUGUAUGUCAAUAUAUGCUGCUGUAAUAUUCUGUUAUUGGUCUUUUAUACAUUAAAGUCAAGAUGUGAUUUAA